Molecule: messenger RNA, 1344 nt
Organism: Closterium sp. NIES-65
Lineage: Eukaryota; Viridiplantae; Streptophyta; Zygnematophyceae; Desmidiales; Closteriaceae
Source: the annotation of a GenBank genome assembly
AUGGGUAAGGAAAAGUUGCACAUCAACAUUGUCGUUAUCGGCCAUGUCGACUCCGGCAAGUCGACGACGACUGGUCAUCUCAUCUACAAGCUGGGUGGGAUUGACAAGCGUGUGAUUGAGCGUUUCGAGAAGGAAGCCGCUGAGAUGAACAAGAGGUCCUUCAAGUACGCUUGGGUGCUGGACAAGCUGAAGGCGGAGCGUGAGCGUGGUAUCACCAUCGAUAUCGCUCUGUGGAAGUUCGAGACCAACAAGUACUACUGCACGGUCAUUGACGCUCCCGGCCAUCGUGAUUUCAUCAAGAACAUGAUCACGGGUACCUCGCAGGCUGACUGCGCUGUUCUGAUCAUCGACUCCACUACUGGUGGUUUUGAGGCCGGUAUUUCCAAGGACGGUCAGACCCGUGAGCACGCUCUGCUGGCGUUCACCCUCGGUGUGAAGCAGAUGAUCUGCUGCUGCAACAAGAUGGAUGCCACCACCCCCAAGUACUCCAAGGCUCGUUACGAGGAAAUCGUGAAGGAGGUGUCGUCGUACCUGAAGAAGGUCGGCUACAACCCCGACAAGAUUCCCUUCGUGCCCAUCUCCGGUUUCGAGGGUGACAACAUGAUUGAGCGCUCCACCAACCUGGACUGGUACAAGGGCCCCACCCUGCUGGAGGCUCUGGAUCAGGUGUCCGAGCCCAAGAGGCCGUCCGACAAGCCCCUGCGUCUGCCCCUUCAGGACGUGUACAAGAUCGGUGGUAUCGGAACAGUCCCGGUCGGUCGUGUGGAGACUGGUGUGCUGAAGCCCGGUAUGGUCGUCGUGUUCGCUCCCAGCGGUCUGACCACUGAGGUGAAGUCGGUGGAGAUGCACCACGAGUCUCUGCCCGAGGCUGGCCCCGGUGACAACGUUGGCUUCAACGUGAAGAACGUGUCGGUGAAGGAGCUCAAGCGUGGCUUCGUUGCCUCUGACUCCAAGAACGACCCCGCCAGGGAGGCUGCCAACUUCACCUCGCAGGUCAUCAUCAUGAACCACCCAGGCCAGAUCGGCAACGGCUACGCUCCGGUGCUUGAUUGCCACACGUCCCACAUUGCCGUGAAGUUCUCUGAGAUCAUCACCAAGGUGGACAGGCGUUCCGGCAAGGAGCUGGAGAAGGAGCCCAAGUUCGUGAAGAACGGUGAUGCUUGCUUCGUGAAGAUGGUACCCACCAAGCCCAUGUGCGUCGAGACCUUCUCCGAGUAUCCUCCUCUUGGUCGCUUCGCCGUGCGUGACAUGCGACAAACAGUGGCUGUCGGUGUCAUCAAGAGCGUCGAGAAGAAGGACCCCACCGGUGCCAAGGUUACCAAGGCCGCUGCCAAGAAGAAGUAA